Messenger RNA from Siniperca chuatsi (mandarin fish), 2069 nucleotides. Its product is annotated as leptin receptor gene-related protein. The transcript has 4 exons. Gene Ontology annotation, cellular component: endosome. Gene Ontology annotation, biological process: late endosome to vacuole transport via multivesicular body sorting pathway; negative regulation of growth hormone receptor signaling pathway. Lineage: Eukaryota; Metazoa; Chordata; Actinopteri; Centrarchiformes; Sinipercidae. The coding region runs from base 144 to 536 and encodes 130 amino acids. The record is from RefSeq and is a predicted model, not a curated record.
CUGUAGCUUUAAGAAAGUCACCUGAUGACUGAAAGGAAAACUGAUGGAGGAAGCAGGAAGUUCGUCUACCAAGAAAGAGAGCCUGAGCACGUAAACAAUACACAAGAACAGCACAGACGUCAAAGUUUCACGCUUUUUUCGCAAUGGCCGGCAUUAAAGCACUGGUUGGUUUGUCCUUCAGUGGUGCCAUUGGACUUACAUUUCUUCUGCUGGGCUGUGCGCUGGAACAGUACGGGGUAUACUGGCCGCUGUUUGUCCUGGUUUUCUACAUAUUAAGCCCCAUGCCGACCUUCAUAUCCAGACGCCUCAGUGAUGACGACUCCUCCAGCAAUGCAUGCAGAGAGCUGGCCUACUUCUUAACAACUGGCAUUGUGGUAUCAUCGUUUGGGCUUCCUAUUGUGCUAGCCCGCACUGGAAGAAUCAUGUGGGGUGCCUGCGGUCUUGUGAUGACAGGAAACGCUGUCAUCUUCCUCACCAUCCUUGGCUUUUUUGUUGUGUUUGGAGGUGGGGACGACUUCAGCUGGGAGCAGUGGUAGAGUGCCUUCAGACAGUGGACAGACAGAAGGACAGCUGGACGGACAGAUGGAUGGGUGGGUAGGUAGAUAGUUAAAUGGAUAGACUGCAGACUGAGGGGUGUGUGUCCUGCACUCAAUGGGAGAUGAUGUGCGUGUACAAUAUAGGCUGCAAAAUGUCAAAUUUACUGGGCAUAUUUUCAGGCCGUUAUUUAUAUUAGGGGUUUUUAUGGUUGGAGACAACACUAUGUACCCUAUUAAUGUGCCUUAUGUCUGGGACCAGAGAGACACUGAUGCCUAUACCCCUCUUCUGCUGUAACCCCAUCACAAUCCACCUUAGCCUGCGCAUUUUAGCUUGUUUCACCUUUGUUUCAACCCCCAAAUCACCCUGCUCAUUGCAGCUGCGUGCUAUUUCAUUAUGCUUCAGUUAAUCAAUAUCAUAAAGGGAUCCUAAAGAGUAACUAUUGUAAUGUACACCACAGUGCUCACUGUAUUAUCUGUCCUUAUUGUUUAAAGGGGAAGUGGCUAUACUGAAUUAUGGCUUGCUUAUUAUGAGCACUGUUUGCUGUUUUAAAGUAUAAAGGCAGAGCAAGUUAUCAUAAUCCAUGCUAUCUGACAGCUGUUAGUUGUAGGACUCCUAAUCAGGUAAAGAUAUAAUUGUGUGGAGAUGAUGUGUUUGUAUGUUUUCAUUUUGCUACAAGACUUUAAAGCCUUACUUGUUGUUCUGGUGCAAUUGUUUACAUUCUCGCCAAAGAUCAUUUUAGAGUGCAAAAAUGGAGCAUAUUCACCAAUGCACUGUGGGUUUUAAUCUGUGCUAUGCAGCAAUAUGAUCCUCAAAAGCAAACUGAGAAAGCAUUUGAAAAAGCACUGUUUAGUAAAUAUCAUACAUCUAAGCAUCUAUGUUCAAUUAUUGUGUGAACAGACUAGAAAAAGUAACCAUAUCCAUGUUAUAUUCCUGCAGACGACAAAGAAAUUCAUACUAUUGACAAGAGCAUAAUACUAAUUUGAAUCAUAUUUUUACAUGUUGAAUGGUAAAUACAGUACAUGUAUUUUUUUAGGCCAAGUGUUUUUGUCCUAAAAGAGAGGGCUUCGCCUGCAAACUCAUUCACAAGUGCCUCUCAUUCACAGUGUAUAUUUUGAUUAAUAGAGAAAUCGCUGUGAUUUGGUUUUGAGUCCGUAUUUUUGUGUUUCAUCAUCAGGGGCCAUUGAAAUCUGUAAUUGUAUAUCAAUAUUACAUCCUCAUGUUCUAUUUAAUCCCUGUCAAUAACUGACUAUUAAUGAAGUUCUGAAGUUUGUAUCAUCAGCCCACUUCAUAGACACUAUCACAGAAAAUUCUAGUUAGUGUCAUGUAAUUUUUGUUUAAUCCUUAAAUGCUUUACAAGGGAAAAAAUAUAUAACUGACAAGUUCAAUAAAGAAAGUUUGUUCUUUCUAUUGUGACUCCCAUACCCGCACUUUGAAAACACUAAUGAGUGCUGAACAGCUCUCAAAGGUUAUUUUACAUGCUCCUGACUGCAUUUUGUUUUCUAACAUUGAUUAAAACUCUCUGUAUAAACAAA